AUGAAUUUCAAUCUGUUCAAACCGAAACAGAAAACCCCUCCAGAAUUAGUGAGAAAUCUCAAAGAUGCAGUUCACAGGCUCGAUACUUCCGACAAAAGAAAGGCCAAUGAGGAUAUUUCCAAAACCCUCCUCGCGAUGAAAACUAUUCUGUAUGGCGAUGGUGACAAUGAUCCCAUUCCGGAACAAGUAGCACAACUAUCACAAGAAGUGCAUAAUAACGAUUUGCUUCAGCUUUUGGUAUUCAACAUGCAAAAGUUCGAGUUCGAGGCACGAAAGGAUGUAUCACAGAUAUUUAACAACCUUUUGAGGAGACAAAGUGGUUCUAGAUGGCCCACGGUUGAGUAUCUUUGCACACGCGAAGAAGUCCUGUUUACACUCUUGAGAGGAUACGAACAUCCUGAUAUUGCUCUUAACUGCGGUUUAAUUUUGAGAGAAUGCCUCCGUCACGAAGCUCUGGCCAAGAUUUAUCUCUACUCUCCAGAUUUCUACUUAUUUUUUGAAUAUGUGGAGAUGAGUACUUUUGAUAUCGCAUCUGAUGCGUUCGCAUCUUUCAAAGAACUGCUGACCAGACACAAGCAGUUGGUAGCGCAGUUUUUGGAGACAAACUAUGACAAGUUUUUUGACCACUAUACCAAACUCCUGAUGUCAUCAAACUAUCUCUUGGGCGAGAUAUUACUGGAUAGAUCAAACUUCAACGUCAUGACCAAAUACAUUAGCAGCGCUGACAACUUGAAGCUCAUGAUGAAUUUAUUGAGAGACAAGAGCAGAAACAUUCAAUUCGAAGCUUUUCAUGUUUUCAAGGAAACAAAUCCAAAUAAGAACAAACCAAUCUUGGAUAUAUUAACAAAGAACCAAGAGAGGCUGAUUGUAUUCCUCAGUAAUUUCCACAACGAUAGACAUGAUGACGAACAGUUCAACGAUGAAAAGGCUUUCCUACUCAAACAAAUACAGGAUCUUAAACCCGCUCAUGACUAG
Molecule: messenger RNA, 975 nt
Organism: Umbelopsis ramanniana AG
Lineage: Eukaryota; Fungi; Mucoromycota; Umbelopsidomycetes; Umbelopsidales; Umbelopsidaceae
Exons: 9
Coding region: 1-975 (324 amino acids)
Biological process (GO): intracellular signal transduction
Molecular function (GO): protein serine/threonine kinase activator activity
Source: RefSeq, a predicted model, not a curated record